Messenger RNA from Mytilinidion resinicola, 1421 nucleotides. RefSeq lists its product as uncharacterized. The record is from RefSeq and is a predicted model, not a curated record. The transcript has 2 exons. The coding region runs from base 358 to 1254 and encodes 298 amino acids. Lineage: Eukaryota; Fungi; Ascomycota; Dothideomycetes; Mytilinidiales; Mytilinidiaceae.
GAUUUGCUCGCCCUCGAUAUCACCACGCUCGCUACUGUUCCGUCCUUCGUUCAUUCCCCAGCCCGUAUGCCCUUCUUUGAUACUCCUGCGACGUCCUCCAUUGCUCCUCGCCCGUGCGGGAAAUGACGACCGACGAUACGAGAUAGCCGGCUUCACCGCGAGACUCCGAUCGAUCCUUCAGGACCGCGCCUUCGCGACUGGCUCUCCCUCCAAUUCACUCGGCGAUACCUGCCCUCGCCAGCGCAUCGCCGUCGAGGACUUCUAGACACUCGGCCGCGCCGUGUCUUCUCCCAUCAACCGCAUCUCCAAGCUGCACGCGACAUCUUUACCACGACGACGCGAUAACGACUGCCGACCAUGCAAUUCACCGCUCUCGUCCUCUCCGUCUCCGGACUACUCCUCUCGAGCCGAGCCUCCGCCCAGUCUGUCAUUGACUACACCAAGCUGCCGGCGUGCGCCAAACAAUGCUCCAUCCUCUCCCAAGCCGAAGCCAACUGCGUCCCGCCCGCGGCACCCGUCACGAACCAAGAUACCUACCAGUCCUGCUUCUGCCAGAGCGGACUUCUCACAACCCUCAAGACCUCGCCGUCCCUCUGCCAAUCGUCCGCCACCAAUACCAUUUGUACUCCCCAGGACGCAACGACGAUUGAACAAUACUACGUCGCCUUAUGCAAUGGCCCAACGGUGCAGCCGGCCGAGACUACCACGACUACAACUUCAACCGCGACAAGUACAGCCGCCGGCACUGCAACAGGGACAGCUUCUGCGGGUAAUAAGGGCGUGAGCGAGAAUUCGAGCAACAACGAUUGGUUCUCCACACACUGGAAAUGGGUCGUCAUGCUGAUAGUCAUCUUCCUCUUCAUGAUUAUUGCCUCCGUCCUCGGAGUCUGGCUCAAACGACGCCAUCGCCGUCGUGCGGACGCUCGCCGCGCAAAUAUGGCUGCCUCGGAUGCCCCUGUCGCUGAUGCUGCCUUCCACGAUGCCGUCGCAAAAGACAUGGCUAUGUCAGGCGUCCUUCCCACUCCUCCUCCGGUCCGUACUCGCUCUGGCACCAUGACAUCUAGGGGCUCCUCGAGACUAUCGAAGCACCACCCCCCAUCGGACCCGGUCGUCUGGGGCCCCCAUCAGUACGCGAGUACAUGGAACGAUGGGAGUCAACAGGAUUACGUGCGUCAGCCGAAAGCGCAGGCAUUUGGACGCCAUGAACAGGUGAACGAGGCGGAGCCUAGCCACUUGAGGGAGGUCAAGUUGUGAGCGCUGAAGCGUUGAGAGAUGGUGUUUGGAGAACUAUUGUUUGGAAAGGAGUUUUGGGCCUUGUUUGGGGUCUGGAACGUGCUGGUUCUCACGGCGUUGAGCGUCAUGUACUUCCUGAUUGAGAUUGUCUCUCGGGAUCCCUUCUAGGUAGAAGGGCUAUUAAUGUC